Molecule: messenger RNA, 4002 nt
Organism: Plasmodium inui San Antonio 1
Lineage: Eukaryota; Apicomplexa; Aconoidasida; Haemosporida; Plasmodiidae
Exons: 1
Coding region: 1-4002 (1333 amino acids)
Biological process (GO): regulation of DNA-templated transcription
Cellular component (GO): nucleus
Molecular function (GO): DNA binding; protein heterodimerization activity; DNA-binding transcription activator activity, RNA polymerase II-specific
Source: RefSeq, a predicted model, not a curated record
AUGAAUGUGAAAAACGUCAGAGAUGAUGAGGUUGACCCCUUUUGGAGAAACCAGCUAGCCGAAAUUUCAAAUAUGAGUGUAGAAGAUUUAAAAACCCAUAAUUUACCCAUUUCUAGAAUUAAAAAAAUUAUGAAGGAAGAUGAUGAAAUAAAAAGUAAUCAGAUGGUGUCAGCAGACACCCCUGUCCUAUUGGCCAAAGCUUGCGAGCUUUUCAUUAUGGAGUUAACUAAUUAUGCGUGGAAGUUCACAGAAGAGAGCAAACGAAGAACACUGCAAAGACAGGACGUGAUUUCCGCUGCUUGCAAAAGAGACAUGUUUGAUUUUUUGAUAGACUUGAUACCGAUAGAGGACCGGAUAAAAUUCAUUAAUUUAAAUGUCAGAGGCAACUCCAAGAGGAACAACAACAGUAGCAGUAUCAGUGGUGACGGUAGCCAGGGUUGCGGCAACCAUGGCGGUGGAAACCUCGGAAGCGGUCACCACGGCAGCGACAAUCACGGAAGCGACAAUCACGGCAGUGAAAAUCGCGGCAGCGACAAUCACGGCAGCGGUAACCACGGCAGAGAUAAUCACGGCAGCGACAAUUACCGGAGCGACAACCACAGAGUCGAUUUCGAUACCGUGAAGCAGUACUACAAUCUAUAUUCGUCGGCCUGCAACGACAGCAGCUCCAUGAACAUACAGGCGCUCAAUGAGGAACUUGCCGAAAUGGCGGAACUCGCGGAGAAGGAGUUAUAUGCGGCGAAUGUGGUAACGGCCGCUAGCCUUGUAACAGAGAACGGGACAACCGCGAACAGGACAGCUGCGAACGGGGAAGCUUCGAACGGGGCCGCUUCCAACGGGACAACCACCAGCAUGGCAAACCUGCGCGACGCGGCGCACGAAUUCGCUGCCAAUUUAAAUGCUUUGUAUAAGAGCAACGAUCCAGAUAACGCAUCGACGCUGCCACCCAACCACCAUGUCAACAUUGCAGACAACCACCUGUUCCUCAGUUUUAAUCAAAACAGCCAUUUGACAGAGGAGCACUCGAGCUCCAACAGCAACCACGAAGGGUACAUACACAGCGCGAGGGGCUCCGACGAGACGCAUCACAAUAGUCUCAGUAGCAGUGGAAACCAAUACACCCAGGGCAGCGCAAUAGCUAAGUAUAACAGUUUAGGCAGCUGCAGUAGUAACAAUCAGGGAUCAACAAGUGAUCAUUUCGGGAACGACACCAUGAAUACAAAUCAUGUCAAUUUCAAAUGCUAUUCAUCCGUUAACGAUAAUAUCACCAGACAGUGCAAACAAGAGUAUGAAAAAAGCAUGCUCAACGAUUCAGGCAAUCUCUACCAUGAGAUACACCAGAAUAUUCCCACAAGUAGAACAGUGAACAUUCCUAGUACUCUACAGAACAGGGACCAUGCCAAUGGAAACAUCCCAUCCUACCACAAAUUGCAGGAGCUCAAAAAUAAAUUCGGAUAUGCUAUGCAGACAGUCAACGUUCCCAAUGUAUCCAACGUCUCCAACGUUUCUAACGUUUCAAAUUUGUCUAUUUUGUCAAACGUUUCUAACUUGUCUAAUUUGUCCAACGUAUCGAAUGAGAAUGGCUAUAUUGGUGAUAAUGAGUGCAAUGACAACAUCCAUUUGAACCCUAAUCUGCACCUCACUCCGUUAUCAUCUUCCUACAAUGGAAUGGCGUCGACACCCCAUGCGGUGUCUCAGUACAACCUGGUGAACAACGACGACAUGAGGAAAACAAAAGUCUGUUCACACAAGCAGGCCGUGCAGGUCCAACACGCGCGGGAUGUGAACACACGGGAUGUGCAUACCAGGGAUGUGCAUACGAGGGAUGUGCGAACGAGGGAUUUCCAUACGAGGGAUUUCCGUACGAGAGACGUACAGCCACAGGAUGCACACCCCAAUGGAGUGAGCACCAACUACCAACGAUACGAAUCCAGCAAGAGCGAUGACAAAUCAAGUGACGACAUGAGCCCCCACAAAACUUACGUCAACAAUUACCACCACCGGGGAUGUAACAAAAUGGGUCCCAACGUAGUCAACAGCGAUAUCAGCAGCCAUAUCAGCAGUCAUCUCGGCAGCCAUAUUCGCAAUAGUAACCUCAUGAAUAACAUGCAAAACGUAAGUUUAAACGACUCAAUCGUUCCAAGGAACAACACGCCCACCUCCUGCUCCUCCUCCCUGGAUCACAAAAAUGCUCAAAACGGUGAACUGCCCAAAAUGAUGGCAGGACAAAUGAUAACCAACAGCCAAAUUAACACUUUCGAUAAAAACAGAAACUCAAAAAAUAGUCGCAGCAAACAAGGAAACAUUCUUUUAAACGAUUAUAACAGCCUCCCAGCAACCCGAACAGAUGACAUGAUGAGUUUAAACAGUAUUGCCACAAAAUCAAAUGUGGAGAUAAAUAAAGACAUGAUAAAUAAUUAUUUCAAAUUGAAUAAUAGUGGCAUUACUGCCACCAGCACCACUACGUCUACCGCCGCCACCACGGCGGCCACCAAUAUCAGCGCGAUUCAGAAUCGCAAAAAUCAUGGGCACCACAGCGGACACAAGGUGAACAGCGCACUUGUGGGUGAUAACCGAAUAAGUGAUGGUCUGCUACACGAGGGGUUACUCAGCGAGGGAUUGCUCAGUGAGGGGUUACUCAGCGAGGGGAUACUGAACGAUGGGUUGCUUAACGAGGGGCUGCUUAACGAUGGGCUCCUUAACGAUGCCCUGCUUAACGAGGGACUGUUGAACGAGAGACUGCUGAACGAGGACUCGAUCAAUGAACACCUAAUCAACCAAGAUUUACUCAACGAAGAUAUUAUCAAUGAAGAUAUUAUCAACGAAGAUAUUAUCAACGAAGAUAAGCUCAACGAUGGGCUCAUAAAUAGCGACCGCCUGAAGAACAGCAUGUUGAGAAACGCCCAGUUCGACAGCCCCCAGUUCAACCGCACCCAAUUCGAUAAUGCCCAGUUUGACAGAGCCCAGUUAGGUAGCAAUCAAAUGAGCAACAACCAGCUGAAUAGCCAACUAAUGAACAGCCAGAGAGUCAAAAACCACCUCCCCAAGGAUCACCUCCCCAAGAAUCAUCACCCCAAGAAUCACUUCCCCAAGAAUCACCUCCCCAAAAAUCACCUCCCCAAAAAUCACCUCCCCAAAAAUCACCUCCCCAAAAAUCACCUCCCCAAAAAUCACCUCCCCAAAAAUCAUCACCCCAAAAUUCAACUCCUCAGAAGUCACGUAACCAAAAGUAAUCUUCCCAAAAGUCACAUCCCCCAAAGGCGACUUCCGAACAACCAAUUAGUAAACCACCACAGUAGCUCUCGAAACAGCUACAUAAGUGACCACCUAAAUAGUCAGAUGAGCGAUCAGAUGAGAGAUCAUAUGAGCGACCUUAUGGCCGACCGUUUGACCGACCGUUUGACUGUUCGCUUAACUGACCGCUUAACUGAUCGCCUAACUGAUCGCCUAACCGACCGCAUGACCAGCCGAAUGGCCGACCAAUUCAGUGGCCAGCUGAACAUCCAACCAAGCAGCAACAUAAGUGCACCCAUGAACAAACAGAUAAACGCCAGAAUGGCCGAAAACGCAUUAAACGAAAUGUUAAAUAGCUCAGAAAGUACAGUGGCAAAAAAUACCGCCAUAAACAUGAUUAACCAAAAUAUAGACAACCGCGUCGCACAUAACCAUUUAAGUAACAUGAUGCCAAACGUGAAGCCCACUGCUCAGCAAAACGUGAAGCCCACUGCUAAGCAAAACGUGAAGUCCACUGCUCAACAAAACUUGAAGUCCACUGCUCAACAAAACUUGAAGUCCACUGCUCAACAAAACUUGAAGUCCACUGCUCAACAAAACGUGAAACUAAAUGUGCACUCCAAAAUGUACGUGAACACUAAUGGGCCGGGCGUUUCUUACCAACCGACUCACCAAUAUUCUGUGCAGGAAAAUAAUUAUGUUUGUAAUUAUAACCCGCAGCAAUAUCACAGCAACAAGGUGAAGGAAAAGACGCACUCCUUUUUGUAA